Perca flavescens (yellow perch) is the source of this 1622-nucleotide messenger RNA. Its product is annotated as myelin-associated glycoprotein-like. The transcript has 3 exons. NCBI's taxonomy places the organism in Eukaryota, Metazoa, Chordata, Actinopteri, Perciformes, Percidae. The coding region runs from base 969 to 1508 and encodes 179 amino acids. The record is from RefSeq and is a predicted model, not a curated record.
CCUAAUGACUCCGUCGACGUUCCGCAGACGUUCCGCAGCCGUUACGCAUCCAGUGGAAAUCCCCGGUUAGACCUUUGUAAAAAGUCCUCUCUGCUAGAGAUAAUGUUUAAUUAGUAGCCAUAUCACAUUAAGAUCAAUAUGCAUUAGGAUAACUGACAUUAGCUUCUCUUUUGACUGUGAUAGGGAAAAACGGAGCCCUGAAACAGAGAUAAGCAGGGCCAAAUACACAUGAAAGCCAUCUGUUUGAUGUUACUUUAAUCCCUUUUUAUAUGAUACAUCACUCUCUUUCUCUUUUAUACGAUGCAUCUCACAUAAUAGUCAUACAGUCCCAAUUUUGAGAUAUUAGGGGUAUUGUAUUUUAGCUUUUUUUAAGUCAAGAAGAGGGUCUGCUGAAGAAGCUUUUGUAAAAGAUUUAAUAGCAUUUCCUCCCCCACCCCCCAUAAUACAGGGUGUAUUCUGUGCCUCUGUAUAUUCUUAUCAUAUUACUAAAAGUGAGUCAGAGAGCGAGAGAAAAUAAAAGAGUCUCUGUUCCCAGUGUCACUGAGUAGAACUACUUGCUGUGGAGUUGUUGAUGGUUGUUGAGGUAAUAUUAAGCCUACUGCAUCUUGCCAGCGUGGACACUGCAGUUGUUGUUGUUUACUGUAAGCUGUCUCAACACAGUAGGCCAAGACAGAGACUGUCUGAGCUACUUGGAAUUUCACAAUUUUGGUAAGUAGUUAAAUCUAAAACUUGAAAAAUGUGAAAAUAUUACAGCAGCAUGAACAAUAUGAUCCAUAUGUUUAUCCUAAUUCUGAAUAUUUUUUAUUAUUACUGUAUCAUAAUUGUUUGUCAACAUACUUGGAUUUCUUUUCUUUCACUUUCAGUCACUGAAUACAGAAAAGGAAGGAAAAAGAGAAUAAAGUCAGAUCACAUAAUGUAAUUAAAGCUGUAGUGCGUAGUUUCUGCCACCCUGUGAGGAAUUCUAAGUAAUGACAACAAAACUGUCCAUGACCGCAAACUGUAUUGUAAUUGGCAUGCAACGUAUUACACCACAAAAAUCUCAGAGAAAUAUGGACACAAAGAUAAUGAUAUUCUGUCUGCUUGUGGCAGCUAUUAUCAGCCCUGUGUUUACUGAAGAAUGGAGGGCCAGUGUUGUAAAAGAACUUGACGCCCUGGUCACAUCCUGUGUUGUGGUACCCUGUUCAUUCACCCAUCCUAAAGAGAAGCUGCCCACCUCCAGACUCAGAGGGAUCUGGCAUCUUUCAACUGAUAAAAACAAACGCAUCUAUUACGAGGAUAGCAUGCAGGUCUUGGAAAACUUUAGCGUCCGCACAAAGUUGGUGGGACAUCUGGGUCAGAACAACUGCUCUUUAGAAAUGACUAACAUUAAAGAUCAUGACAACGGCCCUUUCUGUUUCCGGAUCGAACUAGAACGAAAAAAGGACUCUUUCUCCUUUGUGAAGAGUUGUGUCGAGUUCAGAAUGCUCUGCAUGUCACAGACUUUCCAAAAUGUCAUAAAUCUAUACUGAUUUUCUAUGUUACAAUAAUUAUCUGCUUUUCCUUUUUUUUCAUUGAUAGGUGAUCCUCCGAAUCCUACACUGAGUCACCUAAAGACGUCCACUCAAGAUCGACCCUACACUAAU